Messenger RNA from Aphanomyces invadans, 932 nucleotides. RefSeq lists its product as hypothetical. NCBI's taxonomy places the organism in Eukaryota, Oomycota, Saprolegniomycetes, Saprolegniales, Verrucalvaceae. The record is from RefSeq and is a predicted model, not a curated record. The coding region runs from base 22 to 684 and encodes 220 amino acids. Gene Ontology annotation, molecular function: GTPase activator activity. The transcript is spliced from 3 exons. Gene Ontology annotation, biological process: activation of GTPase activity; negative regulation of TOR signaling.
CAUCGUUGUUUCGAUAAUAAAAUGCCGCGGAAUUUCCGCAAGACAUACUACAAGAGCCUGGGCGUGCACUCGGCCGAGGUCGAGGACUCGUUUGCGGCGCUGCUCGGCCAAGACACGCCAGCGCCAGCUCUUACGAUCAACUUGACGCAACUCGUGCGGCUCACUCUCGAGUUUGGCCUGCCGUCCAUGUACCGGCGGCAAAUGUGGUGGGUCGUCACCGCGAUUGUCCCGUUGGCCCGGGACGCGGACUCGUGGCAAUACGCUCGCAUGGAAAAGCGUGCAAUCUACAAUGAUGUGGCCAUGGCGGCGGAAUGUUGUGUUCCUGACGUGCCGCUUCAUGCGUCGACGAGUAAACACGUGCUCCGAGUCCUUCGCUUCUACGUCGACCAGGUACGACCCCACCUCAACACGUCCUUUGCUGCAAACGGUGCCGUUCCAUCCGACCAAGGCUUCGACUGGAUACUGCGGGAAGAAUCGGUGGCCGACAGUGUCGCCAGCGCCGUCAGCCAAGUGAUGAACGAUGACCCAUCGGACCAAUUCUGGUGCUUGCUGGCGUUUCUCGGCAUUUUGGAUCGAGGGUUCUUCGCUCUUCAGCCUCCCAUGCCGAUUCAAGACUUGCACGACGUAUCGCCAGGGACAUUGGAGCUCUUAAUCUGCCGCAUCCUCGCCGCUGUCGCCACUUGAGCAUCUGCCGACGUUGAUCAGGCAGACUUGGGGAGCUGCGCGCCGUAGGUGGAGAUGCGACAAUUAGAGAUGGGGAAGUCAGGCCGUGGCGCACAGCAUGGCGAUGCUGUGGCUUAUGAGAUAAAUCGUGAGGGAGGUCAUGCAACCAAGUGUAAACCGGGCACUGUGUGUGUAAUUUGAAGUGUUGGCUUGUACGAUCGACCUCAAGUCAUCUUAAAAUAUGUCGUCCACUUGGACGUCAUCGUCGU